Molecule: messenger RNA, 385 nt
Organism: Aplosporella prunicola CBS 121167
Lineage: Eukaryota; Fungi; Ascomycota; Dothideomycetes; Botryosphaeriales; Aplosporellaceae
Exons: 2
Coding region: 47-277 (76 amino acids)
Source: RefSeq, a predicted model, not a curated record
ACUCGAUGCCCGAAAAGCGAACCGAUGUGAAGACUAUAACUUUUCUAUGCAAAGAGAAUGCUCUUGUCAUGGUAAUAUGAGGCCAUUAUUGACUCGAAGAACAUGUUUGUAUCCCUCUCAAUGUUGUCUCUUUCGUCAACAGUUGUUUGCGGCCUUAGAGGUACUGUAUCAUGUUAUGUCUAGCUUCAUAUUCUGCAUUCUUAAGAGUACGCCCCUACGCUCGCUUGAAUUUGAUGAUACAUUGUUUCCACAGAAUAUCCGGUCAACUUAUGAGUAAACUUUAGUAUGGACGGUCACUUGUGGUUAUCUUAUAUAGAUGUCUGGCAAAACUUGACGUGGAAAGCGCCGCGGCAUUGCGCACAGCACUUUCCACAUAGAAAAGCGG